AUGCAAACUCAUCAAGUCCAAGCUUUGCGUAUUCUCGUCCAGUUUAUUUGCAACGCCUCUUGUCCGGAAGAUCGAUCACACGUAUUGCAUGGAAUGUGUCUGACCGCGGAACAAUAUGCCAAACUGUCUGGUCGCAAUGCACGUGAGACACGUGAUCGUAUUCUGAUCGCGGUCGCCGUGUCCGUGCUGCUUCUGGUCAUCCUGGCCACCAUCGUUCUCGUGUUCUGUCUGAAACGCCGUGCGGAGACCGAACGAAUGCGCGAAAAACUGCGUGCAGCCUACACAAAUUUGCUUGAACUGGACAAGGAUGAACUCAUGAAGAACCAAUCUGCCAUUCGUGAUCCGAAUAUGGGAAGAUUGGAAAUGAUCAACGCGGACGAUUUGGAAUUCGAUCCGACCGUCUCACCUCUGGGUACGGGUGCAUUCGGUGUGGUCUAUCGCGGCAAAUGGCGUGUUCCCAAAGCCGCUAUGCUAAGACAUGGAUGUCGUGGCGAAGCGCAACUUGAUGUGGCCAUCAAAAUUAUUCAGAAUGACUUCCCAUUAAGUCCGAGCUGCUUGACACAGUCACAACCGUUUGCCAAUGGAAGUGGAUCAAACGGUCCGGACGACGAGAUUCGACGAGCCACGGCUCGCGCUAAUCUGGAGGAACUGUUACAGGAAGCCAAGGUAAGAUAG
Messenger RNA from Echinostoma caproni, 675 nucleotides. The record is from the annotation of a GenBank genome assembly. Lineage: Eukaryota; Metazoa; Platyhelminthes; Trematoda; Plagiorchiida; Echinostomatidae.